Cyprinodon tularosa is the source of this 4933-nucleotide messenger RNA. It is a transcript of the gene cep104, whose product is annotated as centrosomal protein 104. Gene Ontology annotation, cellular component: cilium. Lineage: Eukaryota; Metazoa; Chordata; Actinopteri; Cyprinodontiformes; Cyprinodontidae. The transcript is spliced from 22 exons. The record is from RefSeq and is a predicted model, not a curated record. Bases 97 to 2943 code for a protein of 948 amino acids.
AAAGGUUGUUGUCAGCGGUGGUUAUGGAGAUGAGAUGGGACUGCGAGCUGUCAUUAAUACGUUUGUUAAAACAAUCUUUCAGUGUCUGCUAGAGGAAUGCCCAAGAAGACAGGAUUCACUGUGGUCAGCUCUUCAAGUCAUGAGGACAGCUUCAGUGCCCAGGAGCUUAUGGUCCACGCCCCCGCUGUCAAUGGUUGGAGAUCAAGCAGGCUGUGUUCCUAUCCUCAGCACCUCACCCUCCAGCUGGAGAAGAGAAGUAGGAUACGGAAGCUGCAGUUGCUGGCUCACCAGUAUAUGAUCCCUUCUAAGGUUGAAUUCUAUGUUGGUGACUGCUCUCCUGAAGCCAGCCCCCCAGUCUUUCCUGGACAGUUUCAUAGACUUGGAUAUGUGUCUCUAUCGGAUAACGAGAAGACCGGUUUCAAAGCCCGGGAGCUGAAGUCGGUCCACGUUGAUGCCGUUGGAUUGUAUCUGAGAAUUACCCUCCACAGGAACCAUGCCAACCGUUACAAUCACUACAAUCAGGUUGCCCUGGUUGCCGUUAAUGUUCUGGCGGAUUCUUUGGACGGUGGUACGUUUCACUCAGUGCCAAGCAAAGACCAGCUGAUUGAACAGUACCUCAACAAUACCCAGCAGGAAGCUGCCUUGGACACGACUUUCAUGGGAAAAUGUACAUCUAUCUCCCAAUUUGAUGACUUGGCCUUCGACAUGUACCAGGACCCAGAGGUCGCUCACAUCAUUCGCCUCUUAGACCAGAAGAAGCAAGACGUUGUACGGCAGGAGAACUUUGAGGAGGCUAAGAAGUUGAAGCAAGCGAUCGCAGACCUUCAGAAGGUUGGAGAGCGUUUGGCUCGUUAUGAUGUGGAGAAGAAAUGCGCAAUUGAAAAAGAGGAUUAUGACCUGGCCAAGAAGAAGAAGGAGCUGAUGGAUGAGUACAGGAAGAGCGUCUACCAACAGCUGGAAGUUCACAACCUGCUGGACGUGUCAAUGAUCACCGGAGGAACAGAUUUUUCCUCAGCGCAGGGUCCACUUCUGCCUUCUCCUACUGAUGCUUCAGCCACCAAGCCCUCGUUAUCCACAGAUAACUUUAAGAAAGGGAAGAAGACAAGCAGUCAUCACGACCAACAGUCAGCCUCACAGAAUGUAGUGUCUAAAUCUAGCAGCCAGCCUGACACCACUCUAACCCCUGCCACCGUACCUAACGUUAAUAUUACCACCGUGCCUUAUGAUGAGAGGCCCCUACCAGCCCUUCAGCGGAGAGAUCGACCGGUGGAAACCACCCAGACCCCAUCAGGGGAGAACUCUCCUAAAUCUGAUGUGCAAAGUUCUCCACAUGGUCCCAACUUUAGUGGAGAGCCAGAACCCCUUACAGAGAAGGUCCUGAGAGAGGCUGGCCUUCCUAUAGAGGCCUUCGGAGAAAGUCUGGUUGCUGGAGCAUAUUCUAAAAGCUGGUGCUACAGAGAAGACGCGCUGCUCGCCGUGCACAGCAAACUGUUGGAAGCAGCCUCCACAGCCCCCAAAGACGAGCUGAGAAACAUGAUAAGAGCGGCCGUAUUUCUGGUUAAGGAGUCCCUUCUGGAUAAAGUUUCAUCUGUUUUUCAUGCCUCACUAAAGCUCCUCCGCUUAAUACUGAGCCAGCUGAUCCCAGGUGUGGGCUUAGGGCGGGCCGAGGUGAGCCACUGCUUGGAGCAGACUUUUCCUAACCUGCUUGCGAGGACGGGAGACUCCUCUAACCGCCUACGGGCUGCUGCCAUCUCCCUCAUACAGGAAAUAGCUCUUUUGAAGGAUCUAAGAGCCCUGCAGAUCAUUCCUGGUGAAUUAGUGAAGCCAUUCAAAUCCUCCUUUCCCUCCCGUCUGGCUCAAAGUCGGACCGAAGUCCUCCAAAAACUCCUUGAGGAGCUGGGUAUAGAGAACUCCGGCUUCACCCUGGAAAAUGUCAUGACGUUCUGCACAGCUGCUCUGGAGCACAGAGCAAAAGGGGUUCGAGAUCUGGCAGUACGCAUCAUCUUAUACCUGUAUGAGCAACACAAAGGUGCUGUUCUCAGCCACCUCCCACCUAAUGAUGCUGCCACACGGAAGAACUUCCUCUACAAAACCCUCUUUGAUGGAUUCGAAAAGAUUGAUGGGAUAACUCCAGAAGCUCAGACUGUGAUGAAAGGUGUCAGACAUCCGCUUAGAAAAAAGGAGAAGGAAAUCCACUCCCUUCAGAGACAGCUGUUUGCCCUGAAAGACAUCACAGAAAGAGAGACUGAACACACUUCAGGCAGAACAUCCAACAAAGAACAAGAUAAAGAUGAGAAAGAAUCUCUAAAAGAUACCAGAGUUGGUGACACAAAACAACCUCAGAGCAAGACAACUGACUGCGUAGAUGUACAGCAAUCCAUGGAUUAUCUGGAUAACAUGUGCAUUUUUUGCGGCAACAAAGAUGAGUCGUUCACAGAGGAUGGGUUGGACCUUCAUUACUGGAAGCAGUGUCUGAUGCUGCGGCGCUGUGAUGAGUGCAGACAGGUAGUUGAGAUAGCGAGCCUCACAGAGCACCUGCUGCGGGAAUGUGAAAACAGGUCCAAGUUCAGCCAGUGUCCACGUUGCUCAGAGGCUGUGCUCUCUGAGGAUCUCAGUCGCCACGUCAAGGGUUCAAACUGUAACCCGCUUGUUUUAGGUAAAGGCUCCACCUCCAACCACUGUCCUUUAUGUCACAACAACUUUCCACCAGGAGAGGAGGCCUGGAAGGCUCACCUCAUGGGCAGAGAGGGCUGUAAACAAAACUCACGCAGAACCGCCGUGUCCCAAAGAACCCAUCCAACACAAGGAAGGGCUGCUGGUGGAACAAAGCAGUUGUGGCCGUUCAGAGCUGGAGUUGGAACCAGAACCGGACCAGUGGGCCGAGGCAGCCGGAUCCCAUCCCUGACACCCGGUGCAAGAAGAAAUGCGGCUGGAAAGCGAUGAAACUGGUCCGACACAAACUCCAUCGCACUUCAGUAGAAGCGAUAGUUCUUCUGAACAAACAACCUGAUUCAUUUGAGAACACCAAACUGCAUUAAGACAAUGAAGUUUAGCCUUUUAUAUUUCAGCUGAAUCACUCUUCCCUGUCCAAAGGUUUAACCUACACCACCAAACACCUAUAGGGCCAAUGCGCAUGACCUCACUGUGUGCUGUUAAAUCAAGGCUUCUGGCCUCCUAAGCUCUUAUUUUUCUCACUGCUUUUUGAAGGCUCCGUAUUCUAUUUAAAUAAUAAUAAUAAAAAAAAAAAAAAAGUUUUACUAUACAGCUCUUAACAGCUUAGAGGAUGACAAUUAUACUGGGAAAAUACAGCCACAGUGAGAAUGUGCUUAUCUGUAUUCUAAGCUAAUGGUUUAAAUUCAAAAGUACACGAUGCAGCGUUUUCCAAGUUUGCAGCCAGCUCUGCUUAGUCAUCUCUUACGUUAUAGACAAUGCUGGCUCUCUGCUGGUGCACGGUUUCACCAAGCUCAGACAGCACUGGUUAUGUCAUCAUGAAAUCAUCGAGGAUAUUUGGUCGCCAAGUCUGUUAAGUAAACCUUCUGUGUAAACUUCAAGUCAGGUUUAAAGAUUUUUUUUCCCUACUUUCUUUGAUUUGACUUGACGUUAGGACAAAAAUACCACUUUAUUAUCCAUUUAUUCAUCACACAGGUAAAACCGUAUAUUUGCAUACUGUACACUUGUUUUGUUUAUAUUUACUAUCCAACAUUAAACACAAACAUUUCUUUGUUAGGUAGAUACGAUUACCUAAAUAAUUUGUUUGCAACGAGGCAGAAUAAAGAGAGUGGAAGUUUAUUUAUUAGUUUCUUCUGAUUGAGAAGCUUACAUACAGAGAUUAUUCAUUUUCCUAAAAAGCCCAACUGUUGAUAUUGUGAUUUUAUUCAUUUAUAACAUUUGAGUAAAAUGAAGACACAGUAAUUUCUACUGCUUCCUUGUGUAGCUUGAAAAAUUAAUAGGAAACAGUCAAGAUAUAAGGAAGAGAACUGUCUGGAUUAUUCAGAAGCAUGAAGGUGUCAUCCAUCUGUUCCUGAAAUCCUACAGACGUGAAACUAACCUGGAAUUUAAUGUUUGGCUAAAAAUGGUUUGGCUAUUAAAAACUGCAGGCAAAGCUGAUUCCAUCCAGUCGGUUCUGUCAGGAGGAACAGGGCAGAGCUCCAGCAAAUUAUUGGGAGCGUUUGGUAGAAGGACACAAAUCAUUUGAGUGAAGUCAGAGUUUAAAAAAAAUGUUUAACAUCUGAAAAUUGAGAACGUUUAUAUAUAUAUAUAUAUAUAUAUAUAUAUAUAUAUAUAUAUAUAUAUAUAUAUAUAUAUAUAUAUAUAUAUAUAUAUAUAUAUAUAUAUAAAAAUUACCUUCAAACUAAUUUAAAUGCUGUAAAUCUACCUACAGACAACAUAAUCUUGGCUUUUUUCUAUGUGAAAAUUAUUCAAAGAGGCUAUAAUGCAAUUGUAGACUUUAAAUAAUAUACCAGCUCUUCUAAAAAAGCUUUUUAAUCUUGUGUUUUAAAACAACUCUGGUUAUCUGAACCGACUUUGAUUGUAAAAACUUCAUUCUGUCUAAUUUCAGGCUCACACUGAGGGGACAAAAACGUCUUUUCAUUCCAUAUAUGUAAAUAUCUCGUUUGAACUACUGAUUAAUAUUCAUUUCUGUAUACAUGAAGCUUUACAGGCCAAGACAAGCAGAAGUAAGAUUCUCCAUUCCCCUACCAAAAGCUCUGUUGCCACCAUUACUGCCAUGGAUGAAGUAAUACUUCUGAUUGUUUUUAACAGGAUGUAUGGGGAAUCAAGGAUCACUCGAUAUAAAGAUAGAUUGUGUUUUUUUUCCUGAAAAGGCCCAAUGAUUAUCAUACAAGUGAAAGUUUUGAAAUUACAUUAAAGUAGAGAAUGUUAAAAUAAAAAUACACCAGGAAAGAUUGUGGACCAAUAGAGUUAAAGGAAUGCU